Molecule: messenger RNA, 648 nt
Organism: Peronospora matthiolae
Lineage: Eukaryota; Oomycota; Peronosporomycetes; Peronosporales; Peronosporaceae
Source: the annotation of a GenBank genome assembly
AUGCAGUCCGGGCUGGCGCCGUGGCAGGUGGUCAAGGCGGUCAAGGUGUACUUGUACCCUCGGGUUGAGUACGCCCUCCGGCACCUGAGGUCGUUUGCUCAGCAGCUGGAGGUUUUUGACCGUCAUCUUGUACGCGGCCUUCGACACCUGCUACGGCUGCCCACUAGCGCCACGACGGCGUUCUUUUACGCUCCUGUUUCUCGUGGUGGAUUAGGGUUCUUACCCUUGACGGAGCUGCAUGGCGCCUUGCAAGUUGCGCAUGGGUGGCAGAUGCUGCACUCUCCUGACACUGCCAUCCAGCGCAUAGCUCGCCAGCAGCUCCGUCAGAUUGCUGAAUCAGGAUACAAGCUGGACGCCUUGGCAUGGAGGGACAGAGAGGAUGAGCUAGGCGAGCUCCUCCUCAACAGCAAUCUGGGGACGUCGGACCCAGCACCGCCCAAGCGAAGGAAUGCUGACAUUGGGUCGCUGUGGUUCGACGUCCGGGGUCACCUUCACCGCUUCGGCCUCAAGUUUGAGAUGGCGCCAGCGGUGGAGGAGACGGGGACGCCGGCGCAGAGGUUGCAGCUUCGCGUGCCCUAUCACGCUGGCUGGUUGGACCAUCGGGAUGUCCAUCGGCACGUGAAGCCUCACCUCGAGAACAGGCACUAA